AAUUUAAGUAAAUAAUUCUGUUCAGCAUUCAAGACUCAAAUAUUUAAUCUUAAUUAUUAUUAAUUUUCAUUGUCGUAAGUCGUUACUUAUAAUAUUUUGUGAACACAUUUAAAUUUAUACGAAAACCCCCGGUAAUAAUUUCAUGAUGCAUUGUGACGAAUUUGGCGAUGGCUUAGACAAUAAUUGUGUCGUUAAUCCUGACAAAGAUCCAGUUAACUCAGUAAUAUUUGGUGUUAACAGAAGGGCGAAAUUUUCAAGAAAAGAAUCUAAGGACAAUCAAAAACUUAAUGGAAAAAGUAGUAAUGGACUACAAAAAAAAGCAUCUGACGAUAAAAAAAAUGGUUAUGUUUCUGCCAUGUUCAGAAAUAAUCCACAAGUUUCAGUACCUUUAGUUCAAAAACCAGUUGCUAGUAAAAAUAAAACCUCAUUAUUUUCUACUACGACUUUUAAAGAUCUUAUUGACUUGCAUCCUCACAUGGUAGCAAAUUUAGAACAAACAUUAAGAGUAACUAAGUUAACAACUGUUCAAAGUCAAGCGAUUCCAGUCUUACAAUCUGGUAAAGAUGCUAUGGUUCAAUCAGAAACUGGAAGUGGAAAAACAUUUGCUUAUGCAGUUCCUCUUAUAGAAUCAUUACACAAAAUCCGUCCAAAACUUAAACGAACAGAUGGUCUUCGAGCUUUAAUAAUAUUACCAACUAGGGAAUUAGCACUUCAGACUUAUGACAAUUUUGUUAAACUUCUAAAACCUUAUACAUGGCUUGUGCCUGGAAUGUUUACUGGUGGUGAAAAAAGAAAAUCUGAAAAAGCCCGAAUGAGAAAAGGUAUCACAAUAUUAAUUGGUACGCCAGGAAGAUUAUUAGACCAUGCUAAUAAUACUAAGUCUAUAUCGUUUAAAACACUUCAAUGGAUGGUAAUUGAUGAAGCUGAUAGAAUGCUUGAUCUUGGAUAUGAAAAAGAUAUAACAAGCAUUUUGCAAGUUAUCGACGAGCAGCGUGAUGAAUCUGUAUCACGUCAGACAGUAUUGCUAUCAGCAACAUUAUCUGAAGGAGUUCAAAAACUUGCCGGACUAUCCUUAAAAGAACCUGAGUAUAUUGAUGCAACUUCCAUUGGUGAUACAGAUCCUGAAUGUUUAGCAAUACCUGAUAGUCUUGUACAAUAUUAUGUUAUUGCCCCUCCCAAGUUGAGAUUGGUAACUCUGUCUGGAGUUCUCCUUCAAAAGUUACAGAGAGGGCAAUUGUCUAGUAAAACAUUAGUCUUCAUGGCUACUCAAGAUAUGGUUGACUUCUAUACCGAUUUAUUGACUACAGUUUUAACUUGUUUGACCAUGUUCAAGUUACACGGAAACAUGACUCAAGUAGAACGAAUGGAAGUAUUUAAGUCUUUUAAAGCAGCUAACCAUGGAGUUUUAUUUUGCACAGAUGUAGCAUCUAGAGGUCUAGAUUUACCGCUAGUGGAUCGUAUAAUACAAUACAAUGCUCCUAUAACACCGACAGAUUAUGUCCACAGGGUUGGCAGAACUGCUCGAGUUGGUCAAAAAGGAGAAGCCACUUUAUUUCUAACACCCCACGAAGCAAUGUUUAUAUCUAAACUACAAGAUCAUUCUAUUGUGUCUUCAGAACUUAAAAUGGAUAAAUGCUUGCAAUCUAUUUUGACAAUGGAGUUUGAAGGAGAAUUUGUUAAAACUGCUGAAAUGGCGGCAAAUAUAUUGCAAUCCCGUUUUGAAACAGCAGUAUUAGAUCAAGAUCGACUUCAUGAAUUGGGUUGUAAAGCAUUCAAAUCAUGGGUUAGAUCAUACGCUAGUUAUCCGAAAACAAGUCGUGAAGUUUUCAACUUUAAGGAUUGUCAUCUAGGUCAUUAUGCCAAAAGUUUUGCUAUACGAGAUGCACCAAGGAUAAUCGGAGGAAUCGGUAAACCAAAAAAAGAUCCAAGAAUGAAGAAUCAAAGGAAAAUGCCGAAAAUCGACAGUGGACCGUUGUUCAAGAAAAGGAAAUACGACCGAAUGACAAAUACUUCAGAGUUCGACAGCGGCCUGAAAUCAAAAAAGCGGAAAAUGAAUUAAAAUUAUUAUUUUUUGUUUUGUUAAAUGUUAAACAAUGUUUUUAAUAUUAUAACAAGCGUAUGUUGUCUCUCAAUAUAACAAUUAUAUAUUUCGUUCCAUA
Molecule: messenger RNA, 2159 nt
Organism: Adelges cooleyi (spruce gall adelgid)
Lineage: Eukaryota; Metazoa; Arthropoda; Insecta; Hemiptera; Adelgidae
Product: probable ATP-dependent RNA helicase DDX31
Exons: 11
Coding region: 143-2059 (638 amino acids)
Biological process (GO): ribosome biogenesis
Cellular component (GO): nucleus
Molecular function (GO): ATP binding; nucleic acid binding
Source: RefSeq, a predicted model, not a curated record